UUGCAGGACUUUGGGCUGGCUCACUUUGAGCUCUGUGGCAGGGAGCUCAGAGAAUCUGGGAUUUGGCUCUCAGGGCAGCAUCACAAGGCAGCAGAAGCUCCCAGCUGGCUGGUGAGCCAAGGAACGUGUCUCCAGCCAGGGGGCAGUGUGCUGGGAAUCAGGGCUGCAGCCCCCUCUUCAGUUCAUGGAGUGCAAGGGUUUUCCAGCUGUUCCUGCCUCUCCCCUGCGAGGCUCUGUCGCAGCCCAAGAUCUCCCCCGGCUUUGUGUGCUGAAGAGACCCAGCAGCAAGUUCUUCUCCCAAAAUGAUGGAAAAUGAAGUGUUCCUGUCAUUCACGUUCUACAGCACGAUUCUGAUUUUAAAAAUGUAUGUCGUUGCCAUCAUUACCGGCCAAGUGAGACUCAGAAAGAAGGCAUUUGCAAACCCAGAGGACGCCCUGCGCAAUGGGGGCCUGCAGUUCUACCGCCAGGACCCUGACGUGGAGCGGUGCCGCAGGGCCCACCGCAACGACAUGGAGAACAUCUUUCCCUUCCUCUUCCUCGGAGCCAUCUACUCUCUGCUGGAUCCCAGUCCCACCGUGGCCAGGAUCCACUUCCUCAUCUUCUGUGUGGGAAGGAUCGUGCACACCAUUGCCUACCUGCUGCAGCUGAGGGCUCCCACCCGCUCCGUGGCCUACGGCGUGGCCCAGCUGCCCUGCUUCUCCAUGGCCCUUCAGAUCCUGCUGGCCACCACCCCACACUGGUAACAGCCAGGGAGAGCCAGCACCCAAACCCCCUCACCCUGACUCUGCUGGGCCCCUGGAGUGGGAGAGAGUGAGAGAGAAUGAGUGUGUGUGUGUGAGUGUGUGUGUGAGAUGCCAGCAGGGAGGUCACCUGCACCCUGAGGAUGUUCAGUGCAGCCUUGAUGCCAUCAGGAUUUGUCAGAGGAGGCACCAGAGAGCAGGGAAAUGCAGGAAGGGAGGUUUCUGUCUCUCCUGCUGAGGAUGAGAGGUGGAAAGCACAUGGACUACUCCUUGAGGAAUGGGGUCAUUGAAGGGAAGGUUUUCUGUGUUUGGAACUGUGACUGUGGCCUUUUCCUCCUGGUCAUGGAUAUCCCAUGAAUCAGACAGGGAUCCCACAAAGUCUCACAAAGGGAUCCCAUGAAUCAUGAGGGUGCCACAAAGUCUCUUAGUCAGCAGAUGUGGUUGGUAGCAGAGGUUAUAAAGCAGCCUCCCUUCUCCUGCCCAGCCACGUGCAUCUCUGGGAAUGUCAGUCCCUUAGCACUUAGUCCCUUAGGUUCCCUCUCCACCAAGGAGCACAGGAGGCUGGUGCCUUCCAGGCAGGCUGACAGGGAAGUCAGAACCCCAGGGGUGAUGUUGUGAAGCCAUUGGAGCAUUCAGUGCUCCCAGUGCCACCUUGUGUGACACCAUAGCCCACAGCUCCCUGCCAGGAGCCCCAGUGCAGCAGGACCUGGAGCUCCUGGCAGCUCCCAGCCAGCACAGCUGAGGCUUUUCCAUCUCAGCCUCAUCACAGCAGGAUGCAGAGUGACAUGCCUGGAGGAGCCAGCAGGAAUCCUUUACCCUGGACACACAGCCUGAACACAUUUGCCGGACACAAAGUUCUGGGGCUUCUGGAAUGUCUGAAAUGCUGGCACAAAACGGGGGCUUUGCAGACAGGGUUUUCUCCCAAAGGGCAGUCUAGUCCACAUGCCACUAAUACCUGAAAAUGCCCCAGAGCAUCAGACUGAGUUUCUCACCCCCCCCGUUUGUAGCCUUUCUCUUGCUGUUGCUAUUUGGGAAAUGUGCCCUGAUUGCCUUGGGGGAGUUUUCUUUCAGCAGCUUCCUGCUGUCCACUGCUGCCUUUCACAGCCUGGAGCAGCUGGUGUUUGCAGAAAGCUCUGGAAAUGAGCAGAGGGGCUUUGCAGGGAGCAUUGCUGAUCUGCAGGGUCACCCAAAAGUGUUGGGGAGGAGAGGCAGGGACCAGGGCACUGCAUGGUGACAAGGGCCCGUGGGCUGCUCUGCCCCACAGCUGUCCUCAGGUGCCAGCAGCAGCAGAAAUGGAGCAUCCCUCUGGAGGAGAAGGAGGAGGAAACCUCUGCUCUUCAGUGCCUCCUCCCUCCUCUGAGGGCAGCACAGAGUCUGAAUAGCAUCACAGGGGCAGGCCAGAAUGAGUAGAAAAUAAAUUCCCCUCCCACCUGUCCCAUGCACUAAGGCUGAAAUUCCCCUCCCACCUGUCCUGUGCCCUGAGUCUGUUCCCUUGACUCUGCUUUGCUCAGAGAUCUCUUGCUGAGCCCUCACUGAGCACUGGGGACACACCUGCUCACACUGGGGACACACCUGCUCACACUGAUGCUCAGCCUUUGCCCAGCUCAGGUAGAGGUUUCUGUACCAGUAACUCCAUCCCAGAGCAGUUGUGGCCUCAGGCUGAGCUGUGUGGUGAAGGUUGGGGUGGAAUUCUUUGCUCUCCCACUGCGAGGAAGGUGGGCAGGAUUGCAGGUUCAGCACUUCAUUCUUGGCCAAUCCUUCCCACAGAUAUUUGGGUGACACAGACCCCUCUUAACAAAUCUUUUCUGCCUCACGUGGUGCACAAGGUCUUGCACUGCUGUAUGUUUCUCUGCUGCUGCACAUGCAUCCUGGUGGCAGGAAGCAAAUAUUCCCAAUAAAAACAAAUCAUUGUGCUCUGA
This is a messenger RNA of Zonotrichia albicollis (white-throated sparrow), 2659 nucleotides long. RefSeq names its product prostaglandin E synthase (gene PTGES). Gene Ontology annotation, cellular component: membrane. Gene Ontology annotation, biological process: prostaglandin biosynthetic process. Gene Ontology annotation, molecular function: prostaglandin-E synthase activity. The record is from RefSeq and is a predicted model, not a curated record. NCBI's taxonomy places the organism in Eukaryota, Metazoa, Chordata, Aves, Passeriformes, Passerellidae.